UCGGUAUCGAACUGUGCAUGUUUGUGUCGCAGAGCAGUUUUGUUUGUAUGUCUAACGGCAGCCUUUGGAAGCCUUGGGGCAUUGGUGGUAGGCAACUUUUGGUGCACUUGACUGACUUGCUGUACGAUGGACAACGCAAUCGCAGAAGGUGUUGGUGAGCUCGAGUGCACGCCACCAAUGGCAGCAUUAAGCCCAAGCUCUGUUGCUGCCCUGGUUCAAGAAUUGAAAGGCACCUUUGGAAAUACAUGGCAAGCAUUAAAGACCAGUUCUCCUGGUGACGCUGGCCGUCUUGAGGUUGACCACUACCAGAUUACUCCUCUUGACAUUGAUGAUAUGGACGUAAUGGAUACAUCGCACAAAGUCGUCCCUUUCAAUCAGCUGGAGCAGUUUCCAGGACUGAUGGACCAUGUGGAGCUGGUGGAACAGCCACAACAGCAAGCAGAGCCACCAAAGUAUGCCAUACCAUCGGAAGCAUCAAGCUGCGGACAACUGCCUGCAACGAGUGUCUUCGAGGGCCAUUAUGGAUUUGAUGUGACUUGUUCUUCACAAACCAAGUCUACUAAAAGCGUCAGUUGGACGUAUGACGAGGGCCGCCGGAAACUCUUUGCGAACAUGGGUGUGGUAUGCCCGUUUCGCAUCUCUGUCACCAAGACUCCGCCUCCAGGCACAGUGGUGCGGGUGAUGGCAGUCUACUCGCAGCCAAAUGAUGCCAUGCAUGUGGUGAAGCGCUGCCUAGUACAUGUGGUUGAAAAUGACAAAGACAACCAUGACCAAAAUGCACCACCUGCUCAUCUUAUCAGGUGUGUGAACCCAAGCACGAAAUACCAUGAGGAUCAGACAACUGGCCGUCACAGCAUCACGGUCUUGUACGAGAGACCUGAAGCUGAAAUGGCCUACACGGUCUAUCAUCUACGCUUCAUGUGCCUGAGCUCGUGCAAUACAGGCAUGAACCGGCGUGCCGUCAAGCUUGUCUGGACCCUUGAGCACAAUGACAGCAUCAUUGGCAGGCAGGUCAUCGACCUCAAAGUGUGUGCCUGUCCUGGGAGGGAUCGCAAGAACGAGGAGAAGAUGGCUGCUAGAGAGAUGAACAACAGCCUGCUGGGACUGGUGACAGGAGGUGGAGCCCCCCAUCCUGUAGCCAAUCACACUUCCCACGUACCUGCUUCCACUGCACUGAAUCAGACACGAGCUCAGAAGAGAGGGUUUAUGUCUGUGGCCACUGUCAUCACUGGAGGCAUUGCGGGAGCCCCAGCAAAGAUCAGGAAGACGGAGCCAGAAUCUGAGGGCGAAUAUACAUUAACGUGCUCCAACAAGAAGAUCUACAAAAUUCUCAAAUUCCUUCGUGACUCAACUAUGUUGUACAGCACAAUGAACCCAUCUGCCUUGAGGGGCAGCGAUGGCAGUGGAGACAGCUGUUCACCACCCAUGUCCUCUGCUCAGACUAUCAUCAACAAGCUGGAUGCUCCAGCACAUCCUGGCUGCAGUUCCACGUCUCCUACCAGUGCAGCAGCCCAGCUUGCGGGCAUGAAGGUGGAAGACAGCACUGACAUUACAUCAGGGCCUGGUGCUCUUCAGUGCUGGCUUGAGAGCUUUGGUCUGCACAGUUGCUUUCCCAUUCUUCUGGAGAAGGGAAUCCGUGACAUGAAUGGCUUGAAACUCAUGAACUUCAAGACACUCAAACGACUGCGGCUCAGGGAGCAGCAGGAAACAGCCCUGAUCAAUGCCAUACGUGGUCUCAACUAUGAUGACGAGGAUGAGGAGCUGUUUCCAAGUCAGGAACUGCCUGCAGCCCAAUCACAGGGAACGCUGUCACAGGAAAGCACAGCCGAAAAUUUGAGCCAGCAGAGCUGCACCUCGACCAGCAGUGCAAGGCAGUAUCGUGUCACUCGCAUCCGCCUGAUUCAGCCCAUUCCAGACCACGACUACUCUUAGGCACCCAUCUUUUGUUACUGUUGUUACCGUAUUACUCUGAUGCCACUGUAUAGCCAAGUUUCACAAAGCUUCAGGAACAUCUUAUGCGAUUGUGUUUGCCAAAACUGUGCUUGGUAAAAAAAAAAAAGAGGCAGUUGAGUCUUGUCAUUUAGGAAAUCGUAAAGUUCGUGCAUAAGUGGAAUAUGGUGCCACUAAAUAA
Messenger RNA from Dermacentor silvarum, 2131 nucleotides. Its product is annotated as tumor protein p73. Gene Ontology annotation, molecular function: RNA polymerase II cis-regulatory region sequence-specific DNA binding; DNA-binding transcription factor activity, RNA polymerase II-specific. NCBI's taxonomy places the organism in Eukaryota, Metazoa, Arthropoda, Arachnida, Ixodida, Ixodidae. Gene Ontology annotation, cellular component: nucleus. The transcript has 17 exons. The record is from RefSeq and is a predicted model, not a curated record. Gene Ontology annotation, biological process: regulation of transcription by RNA polymerase II; apoptotic process. Bases 127 to 1932 code for a protein of 601 amino acids.